Molecule: messenger RNA, 747 nt
Organism: Microtus ochrogaster (prairie vole)
Lineage: Eukaryota; Metazoa; Chordata; Mammalia; Rodentia; Cricetidae
Gene: Krtap24-1
Product: keratin associated protein 24-1
Cellular component (GO): keratin filament
Molecular function (GO): structural molecule activity
Source: RefSeq, a predicted model, not a curated record
AUGUCUCUUCUGGGCUAUCCUGGACUUUGCAGAGCUACCUCCCAUAGAAACCACUGCUACAUCCCCGUGACACCUUCCAUCACCAUCUGCUCCAAUGAUGUAAACCCGGCCUUCAGACAUUACGUACCCAGCAGCUGCCAAGGCAAUCUCUGGCUUUUGGAUCAUUGCCAGGACUCCUACUGUGAAGCACCUUGCCGCGAAGCUCCCAGCCAUGAGCCCAAGACUUGCUCUCCAGCUGGUGAUCCCUCGGACUCCUGUGUGCCUUGCAAUUCCCCAUCUGCAAAUCAAGUCGUGAGUGCCUGCGAAACUACCAACCUCAGAUCCAGACCCAGCUGCAAUCCCUGUACCGGGACCAAAGGGUAUGUAUCCAAUUGUACCACAGCUACUCGACUUGCAUCUAAAGCCUGCCAAACUCCUCAACAUGGCUCCUGCUUCAUAGGGCAAUUUAAUUCCUUCCCUACGAAUCUCCAAACACCACGUUACUGUGGUCUGGGCAACAGUGGAUAUAGAAGCUAUGGAAAUUUUGGAUUCAUCACCAAUGGCUUCUCCCCAUCUUGCUACAUUACCAAUAGCUACCAACCCUCAAAUAACCUAAUGAGAUAUUGCCAGUAUUCAAAUUAUGGGCCUUCAAGCUUCCCAUCACGGGGCUACUUAUGUAGAAAUUUUCAGUCUCUGAGCUACAUACAUAGUGCAUUUCCACCUUUGAGAUAUUUAUGCAGCAAUAGAAGACCUCUGAAUUGCUACUGA